Molecule: messenger RNA, 3534 nt
Organism: Rubroshorea leprosula
Lineage: Eukaryota; Viridiplantae; Streptophyta; Magnoliopsida; Malvales; Dipterocarpaceae
Source: the annotation of a GenBank genome assembly
CAUAAAUUGGCAAAACAAUGGCUAAUUCAUGGGAUUUUUCUCCAAAAUCUCACAACAACUAAUUAACUAAUUUUCUACAUGAAGAGAGAAUGGAGAGGGGGAGUGCUAGGGUUAAGGCACGUUUUCCGGCAGCCAAGGACAGUGCAGAUCGCUUAGUGAAGGAUAUGUGGUUUUGCUUUUGGUCAUUUGGGAAGGUGGUAGACGUGUAUAUUCCUACAAGGCGAGAUUGGAGAGGGCGCCGUUUUGGUUUCGUCCGUAUGACAGAGGUCUCAGAUGCUAAGGAUAUGGAACAGAAAUUAAAUCAGAUUUGGCUUGGAUCCUAUCAUCUCAAGGUGAAAUUGGCAGGGAACAUGAAAAGAGAGAGGGAGGUGUCAGCAAGGAAUCCGAAUAGGCAGUUUGAGAAAAAAUGGAUUAGAAGAGAGAGUAAGGUGACUCCAGGGAUGACUUACGCCCAUGUUGUUGCUGGCAAUGUGGUUGCAUCUGAGGAAGGGAUGUCUUCGAAUAAGGAUGUCAGGCAGGAUGAGAUAACAAAAGGGAAGGAACAGGUAGAGGAUGUGGUGCUGGAGAAAAUACCAAAAAGGAGUACCGCACCAGUGAUAAGUGCAGGCAGGUUGGAGGAAAAGUCUUCUCCAAGAAUGGAUUUGGUAUUAGAAUUUACUCCUAAGGAUGAGGAAGUAGCAUGGUUGAAACGAAGUAUGGUAGCGAAGGUUCGAGCUUUAGAUAUGGUGAAGAAAAUUCAGAACAGGUUGGAUGUAGAUGGUUUACUGGUGAAUGUGGCUUUGCUUGGUGGUCACCAUGUCAUUUUAGUUGAUUAUUCAGAAGGAUGCCUUGUGGAGUUUAUCAGUAAUAACAGUGAACUGGUGGAAUCUUGUGAAUCAACUUUUAAUGAAAACGGAUUUCCGGGCGAUGAUGGGGCACUGUUGGCCGAAGAAUGUGCUGAAACGGAAAUGGAUUCAAAUUUUCUGUUACAAAAAGAAGUAGAUUUAAAUGAGGAAGUUUCAGGCGCGAAUAAGGAAUUAAAUGGGCUGGAGACUUUUGGGCCGAAUGGAGGUCAUUUUAAUGGGCCACAUGAAUGUGGUGAAGUGGAGCAGCAAGUUGAAGAACGAAGUGUAGAAGGUGGGUCCGAAAAUGGGCUUGAGGCUCCUUAUGUGCAGUUAACCCGACCGGACGGGACAGAGAAGAAACACAGAAGCUUGGGAACGAUUUAUGCUAGGGUUAUUGGGAUGGAGGAAUCACGAAAAAUAGGCAUCGGUUGGGUCACGGUCAGGUCAAAGGCUCGAAGAAAUAGAAGGGACACAGAUGUGCAAGGGGAGGAAUUGCGGAUGGAAAGUUGUUCUGUGUCCGAUGGGUGCAUUCGGCACCGGAAUGAGGUGAUUCGAAAGCAACUUCAGAUGGGUGAAGUGAGAGAGCUGUUUGUGAUGGGGCAGAAAUUGGGGAUUCAAUGCCAACAAAAUGAUGAAGAGGUGCUCUCUAGGGGUUUGGGUAGUGUGAUUAAGAGGAAGGAGAUUUUUAAGUUGGUGAGUAAGGAGAAGCCGGAUUUUCUAUUUAUUCAGGAAACAAAAUUAGAGGGAGUUGAGGUUUCUCUGUGUAGAAAGUUGUGGUAUUCUGAGGAUUUUGAUUGGGCUAUGCAAAAAUCAAUGGGAAAUUCGGGAGGGGAGUGGGGUAAGCAGCGAUUGAAAUGUAACCUUGUUAAUGUGUAUGCUCCAUGUGAUAGGCAGAGGAAGGCUAUGUUGUGGGAGGAGAUGGGUAGGUUAGUACUGGAAGAGGGUGGUAGAUGGCUCUUAGCAAGGGAUUUUAAUGCAGUAAGGAAUGUGGCAGAGAGGAAGGGGAGACUAGGUGCGACACAGGACAUGGGAGAUUUUAAUCAAUUUGUAGAGGAGUGUGGGUUCAUAGAUGUUAGACUGAGGAAUAGGAAAUUCACCUGGUACAGACCCGAUGGAUCUUCAAUGAGUUUGUUGGAUAGGUUUUUGUUAUCCACAGAAAUGAGUUUAUUGGAUAGAGAGUGGGUUCAGGUUGGUAUUCGAAGAUCAAUUUCAGAUCAUUGUGCACUUAUUUUGACAUCAAGAAAUAUAGAUUGGGGGCCCAAGCCUUUUCGAGUACUUGACGCAUGGCAACAACACCCUGAUUUCAAAGGUUUUGUGGAGGAUAAAUGGAAGACUUUGCAGAUUGAAGGAUGGGCGGCUUACAAAUGUAAACAGAAGCUGAAAUUAUUAAAAGAGGAUUGCAAAGGGUGGAAUAGAGGGGUGUUUGGUAAUGUGGAGAUUCAGCUGGAUAAAAUGUUAAAGCAUAUUGAGAGGUUGGAUAAAAAAAGUGAGGAAGAGGAGCUGAGCGAGAAUGAGGUGCUAUUGAGAAAGGAAUGCUUUCAGGAGAUGUGGGACAUUUUUCGAAGGAAAGAAGCUGUGUGGAAGCAAAAAUCAAGGAACAAUUGGGUUCGUUUGGGUGAUGCAAAUACAGCUUUUUUCCACAAAUGUGUGCAGACAAGGAGGGCACAGAAUGCAAUAUUUGGUGUCUUAGGAGAGGAGGGAUGGAUUGAGGAACCCGAGUUGAUUAAGGCAGAGGCAGUUAAAUAUUUUAGUGAGUUAUUUCUCAAGGAACAGUGGAGUCGGCCUGUAAUGGGAGGGAUCCAAUUUCGUAAAAUUUCUACAUCUCAAAAGGAGUGGCUAGAAAGACUUUUUUCCAUAGAGGAAAUUGAAGAGGGUCUUCGAAGCUGCGAUGGGUCAAAGGCACCAGGCCCAGAUGGAUACAAUUUCAAUUUUAUAAAGUUUGCUUGGAACACGUUGAAGGAUGAUUUUGUAAACUUUUUGAUGGAAUUUCAUCAACAUGGGAGGUUAGUUAAAGGUUUAAACUCCUCUUUCUUGGCAUUAAUUCCUAAAAAAUUGAAUCCAGUGCAAUUUAAGGAGUAUAGGUCUAUUUGUCUGAUUGGUUGUUUGUAUAAGUUAUUGGCGAAAGUUUUAGCAAAUAGGUUGAAGAGGGUAAUGGCAGAUAUUAUAAGUGAGUCACAAUCAGCUUUUGUUGGGGGUCGUCAGUUGGUGGUCAGUGUGUUAGUUUUGAAUGAGGUAGUAGAUGAGGUGAAGAGAAAGAAACAGAAGAGCUUUAUAUUUAAGGUGGAUUUUGAAAAAGCAUAUGAUUGUGUGGAUUGGGAUUUUCUUGAUUGGAUGAUGGACAGAAUGGGGUUUGGGGUUAAAUGGAGAAAGUGGAUUCGGGAAUGUCUCUCAACAGCCAAGAUUUCUAUUUUACUAAACGGAAGUCCGACGUCAGAAUUUUCAGUUAGCAAAGGUCUUCGACAAGGUGAUCCUUUGUCCCCUUUUCUAUUUUUAUUAGUAGGUGAAGGGCUGUGUAGGCUAGUGAAAAAAGCAGAGUGUGAAGGGUUGUUGAAAGGUCUGGAAAUUGGGAGGGGCGAUAUGGUGUUGUCAUUAUUAUAGUUUGCAGAUGAUACUGUCUUUAUGGGAAAGGCAUGUGCAGGGAAUGUAAAGGUUGUGAAAGCCAUUUUGCACUGGUUCGAACUGAUUUCAGGACUAAAGAUAAAUUUUAGCA